This is a messenger RNA of Elaeis guineensis (African oil palm), 1785 nucleotides long. RefSeq names its product DNA repair protein recA homolog 3, mitochondrial. The record is from RefSeq and is a predicted model, not a curated record. Gene Ontology annotation, biological process: DNA repair. Lineage: Eukaryota; Viridiplantae; Streptophyta; Magnoliopsida; Arecales; Arecaceae. Gene Ontology annotation, molecular function: ATP hydrolysis activity; ATP-dependent DNA damage sensor activity; ATP binding.
AAAGCCGACUUGAAUUGAGAGGGAAGCAUUAGGGUUUUCGAUCUCGUCUCUCUACUCUUCUCUUCGCGCAGCGAUCGAGGUGAGAGGUGCCGGCAAUGGCGUCGAAUCUCUUUCGCCUCGUUCGCCGUCCCGUUGCGUUUUAUAGGCAAGGGUUUGUGGGGUCCACCUUUCAGUUCUGCAACUUCUCUGCUGGAGGGAGAAGGAAAUCAAAGUCAGAUGGAAGUGAGUCUAGUGAGGAAAGUCUCUCUAAGAAAGAUGUAGCCUUGCAGCAAGCCUUGGAUCAGAUUACAGCUUCAUUUGGAAAGGGUGCAAUAAUGUGGCUUGGUCGCUCUCACUCUCGUAGGGAAGUUCCUGUGGUUUCUACAGGAUCCUUCUCUUUGGAUUUGGCAUUAGGAAUUGGUGGACUUCCUAAGGGACGUGUUGUUGAGAUAUAUGGGCCAGAGGCUUCUGGGAAAACUACUCUUGCACUUCAUGUCAUUGCCGAAGCACAAAAGGCUGGAGGUUAUUGUGCUUUUGUAGAUGCGGAGCAUGCUCUAGAUCCAUCAUUGGCGGAGACUAUUGGUGUAAAAACUGAUAAUUUGCUUCUUUCACAGCCAGAUUGUGGUGAACAGGCACUUAGUCUCGUAGACACCCUAAUUCGGAGUGGUUCUGUUGAUGUUGUGGUUGUAGAUAGUGUAGCUGCCCUUGUACCGAAAAGUGAACUUGAUGGUGAGAUGGGAGAUGCCCAUAUGGCUCUUCAAGCAAGGCUUAUGAGUCAAGCUCUUCGCAAGUUGAGCCAUUCUCUCUCUCUGUCACAGACUAUAUUGAUCUUUAUUAAUCAGGUGCGAUCAAAGCUGAGCACAUUUGGAGGAUUUGGGGGACCAACUGAAGUUACGUCUGGAGGCAAUGCCUUGAAGUUUUAUGCAUCAGUCCGCUUGAAUAUUAAAAGAAUUGGCUUGGUUAAGAAGGGUGAAGAGACUGUAGGAAGCCAAGUUCUGGUGAAGAUUGUGAAGAACAAACAUGCCCCACCAUUCAAGACUGUCCAGUUUGAGCUUGAAUUUGGAAAGGGGAUAAGCCGUGACUCAGAGGUAAUAGAAUUAGGCUGCAAACACAAGUUCAUUACGAAAGGAGGAGGUGCUUUCUACAGUUUGAAUGGCCAUAGCUUCCGUGGAAAAGAUGCCAUUAAACGCUAUUUUGUAGAGAAUGAAGGUGCCCGAGAAGAGCUGAUGAUGAAGCUCAAAGAGAAAAUAUUGCACGGGACAGAAAAGAAACAGGAACCAGAAAGUCAAGUUCCAGAUGGAGAUCCGACAGAAGAGAUUGUAACAUCUGACACGACUGAUGAGGAAGUGGUCACUGCAGUUGAGGCAUGAUGCAUCAUGUGCUCGGAAGACCAGAUACUUGUGUCCAAGUGCCCAUUUUAAAGUCAGAUGGAAUAUGGUUUUUUGAACUCAAAAUGCAGAAUGUUCUCUUCCUGGGGCAAAGAUCUUGGCCAGAGAUGUGAUGGGCUACUUCCAUCCAACCGGGAAUUUGCAGUGGUGGUGGAUAUUAAAUCAGGGGUUCUCAGUUUUGCAAAUCAUUUUGGUGCAUGUGUUGUUUUAUUAAUUAUCAAUGGCAUCCAAAGAUGAUGACUUCAAUGGGCUUAUUUUCAAUUACUUGUUAGAGAUGAAAGGCCCUCACAUUGUUGUAUAAUGGAUGCAGCCGCAUUUGCAAUAUAAUUUGUUCAUAAUUAUGUAUCUGCUUGUUUCCUGGAUUAGUGUAAUGCCACUUCAACUUUCCAGCUAAUUGCUAACGAAGUAAACUGAUCGG